This is a messenger RNA of Hyalella azteca, 1307 nucleotides long. RefSeq lists its product as uncharacterized. The record is from RefSeq and is a predicted model, not a curated record. The coding region runs from base 111 to 818 and encodes 235 amino acids. NCBI's taxonomy places the organism in Eukaryota, Metazoa, Arthropoda, Malacostraca, Amphipoda, Hyalellidae. The transcript is spliced from 6 exons.
CCCCCCAGGUAACAUAUAAGUAGCAGUGAAGCACUGCCAGUCGCUCAUCAGUCUUCAUACCAGCGCACCAGUUAGAGGCGCGAAGACAUCUACAAUAAGAACACUACAUCAUGAAGCUUUUACUCGUACUGUUCACGGUCAUGGCGGCCGCUGCAUCAUACGACAUCAUCGACGAUAAGCUCGUCAACGGCUACGGCAGAAUGGCGGUUAUGCGCGACUGCUUCGGCGACCGAGAAUACGCCCGCUACACGAGUCGCGUGAAGGCGGCUGAAGGCACCUGCCGGUCUCGCUCCUUCCAGCCCCAGACCCAACCCUUCCUGACCACAGCGCCGGUCUACCGCCGACCGUCUUAUGAGUCAGACGACGAUCAGUUCUACGACCGUAAGCGCGUACACGAGCUAUCCAUCAAGACACGUGCGCGCUUCUCAAAUGCUACGUGCGUCCUACGAGAACUGGGAUACAUCGACGGGUCGUACAACAUUCAAUACCAGACGAUGAUCGACGAGAUCAAAGACGUGGGCCGCAUCGACAAGCAGCUCAUGACCGAUCUCAUCAGUGGCAUCAACCAGUGCAAAGACUUUGCAACAUGCUUGCCGACUGAGCGCAUCCAGUACCCGAUGACAGUCGAGAGCUUCCGUUACAUUUCGUUCAGCAACUGCCGCCACCACGCCACGCUCUUUGCGUGUCUCAAGCGCAACGCGCGCCAGCAGCGGCGACAAGAAGACUACACCGGCCCCGACAACAUCGUUGAUACAGCCACCGAGGACGAGAAAAUCAUCGCUAUGCUCUGGGCCGAAGCUAAAGUCAACAGUUUUUAAAUCGUGGCGUAGAAUGAUGCAACAGAUUCAAGCCACAGCCGCGAAUUGGCUUUCUUGUUUGAAAUUGUUCAAAUACUGAAACUAUUUGCGGUGAAAUUAUUAUGUUCUGGAAUUGACCGUCGAAUUUUACGAUGCAUAAAAGUUGAGGUAAAAAUAUAUCAAAAAUUCAGAGCUUUUGCGAUUUCCGAAAUAAAAUUAACCAAUUUUGUUUCUCUUUUCCUAGUCUCUGAACUGGCACAUAAGUUAUUUAAACCUGCGCUUAGAACUUAAUUUUUCGCAUUCCCACAAUACAGCAACUUGUUUGCCAAGUUCCUUUUGUCUUCUUCUGGGCGAGUUUCAUUAAUUUUAAAAUAUUCAAAGUCUCAAUAAAAUUUUUGAAAUAAACGUUCUGGGGAGGCCAAGAUUUUUUAUUGUUUUGAGCAUUGUUAUGCUUUUGAGAUGGGGGACUAAACGUUUUCAAUCUUAGCAAAAAUUAUAUUUGGAAUCUGA